AUGCGAGAGCUUCCUCCCCUGCAAAUCGACGGCAUCGAGGCUGAGAUGGCGCCCGAAAACGCGCGUGCUGGUCCCUCGAACCAGUCAGACGAAGAAAUGAGCCACUUCACGGUUCAGUCGGGCUCGAGUAAGCAGAAAAUACGCCGCAGAAUCAGAUACCGUUUCCUCACCCCUUCGGAAUGGGCUAUUGUUGCUCACGGUAUCGGGGGCGUCAACGACACCGAGGGACACAUUGCGCUCCAUCCGACUUGCUGGUACUACCCUCCCAAGGGAAUUCCCAACGGUCUUUACCGAGAUGUCGUCUGGCACCGUACCAAGUACUUCUACAUGUACCACGGCAUGAGCUCCAUCCGAUGGGUCGCGUACAUCUUGCAAAUCAUUUUCGGUGCUAUCCUCACCGCAAUUGGCUCCAUGUCGUAUAAGAACGGCACUCCCAUCACCAUAAUUGCGGCUGCAAACACUAUAAAUGCUGGCAUCCUCGCACUCUUGCACAACAGUGGGUUACCCGACCGCUAUCGCUCCGACCAGGCCGAGUUCGACGAGGUUGAAGACCACCUCAAGAAGAUCCUCGACACUGGAAUCGUCCCUGAGCAUAUGUCUGUUGACCAAGCUCUGAUCCAUUGUUUCGAUUUAUACCAGGAGGCCAAGAAGACCGUCUCGGCAAACAUCCCAGCGACUUACACCCCGAGCUCCGUUCUGUCAGGUGGCCCGCAAGGCGGCGAGCCGCAGAAGCCGGGCAUGCCUGGACCAGCGGCACCCAACGCAGCAAACUCGAUCAUUGAGGCCAGACUCUCAGUGGCUUCACCUCAUGCUGCUACGGAGGAGAAGUAA
Colletotrichum graminicola M1.001 is the source of this 831-nucleotide messenger RNA. RefSeq lists its product as uncharacterized. The record is from RefSeq and is a predicted model, not a curated record. The transcript has a single exon. The coding region runs from base 1 to 831 and encodes 276 amino acids. NCBI's taxonomy places the organism in Eukaryota, Fungi, Ascomycota, Sordariomycetes, Glomerellales, Glomerellaceae.